This is a messenger RNA of Apis mellifera (honey bee), 1029 nucleotides long. It is a transcript of the gene Pex19, whose product is annotated as peroxisomal biogenesis factor 19. Gene Ontology annotation, biological process: protein import into peroxisome membrane. Lineage: Eukaryota; Metazoa; Arthropoda; Insecta; Hymenoptera; Apidae. Bases 112 to 978 code for a protein of 288 amino acids. Gene Ontology annotation, cellular component: peroxisomal membrane; peroxisome. The record is from RefSeq and is a predicted model, not a curated record. The transcript is spliced from 5 exons.
UGAUUUAUAUAUGAAUGAUGUAAAUGAUGAUGAAGCUAUAACGUUUUGUUGGAUGAAUUUUCAUAUAAAAGUUUAAAGUUUAUUAAACGUCAAAAUUAAGAAAGAAUAACUAUGGCUGAUGAAAAAUCUACACCGCAAACAGAAGAUAAAGAAUUAAACGAUUUAUUAGAUAGUGCUUUGAAAGAUUUCAAUAAAGAACAAAAAUCAGAAAAAGAAGAUAUAUGUAAAGUAAAUAUCCUUGAAUCUAUGCCAGAUAAAAAUAUAUCUGAUAUUUCAGAGGAUGCUUGGACUACAGAUUUUAUUAAACAAGCAGCAGAACAAUUUGAAGAAAAUUUACAAAAUUUUAUUCAAAAUGGACCAGAUAAUGAAUUAGGAGCGUCUUUCCAAAAAAUGGCACAAACAGUUGCUAGUGUAAUAAAUGAUGAAGAUAGUUUUGACAAAAAUACUGUGAAUACAGAUUUCAAAUCUGCCAUUGCACAAGCAUUAAAUGAUUUAUCUGCAACAUCCGAAAAUUUGCAGAGUGAAGCUGUUUUAUCAGAUAUGAUUGGACAAGUAUCUUUAGAAGAUGGUCCUGGUGCUAUUUUACCAUUUAUGCAAGGAAUGUUACAACAUUUAUUAUCUAAAGAAAUUUUAUAUCCAUCAUUGAAAGAAUUGAUAGAAAAAUAUUCUGAAUGGUUAGAAGAGAAAAAGACAACAGUAUCAUCCAAUGAUCUACAACGGUUUACAAAACAACUUAAUUUAAUGCAACAGGUAUGUAUUGAACUUGAUAAAGAAAAAGAUGAUGAUACAGAAGAAAUAAAAAGGAAACGUUUUGAAACAAUAAUAUCACUUAUGCAAGAAGUACAAGCUUGUGGUCAGUUACCUGAAGAAUUGAUAGGUGAACAGACAGUACCUUUUCAAAUUGAUACUGAAGGUGAUUCUGUGAUUCCAGCAUUAUUACGUAGUAUGGAAUCGCCACAAAACUGUUGUUUAAUGUAAAUUAAUUUUAAUAAUUAUUCGUAAUUUUUAUGGCUCUAUAAUAGAAGACGU